GGUAAAUCUUUGUUAAUGGAGAGGAUGUCAAAUUUCCUAUUGAACAAAAUUCUUUUACGUAGGAGGGUAAAAAUUCCAGUGAUGGAAGUUGAAGAUGAUAACGAUUUAAUAGAAUGUGCAGAUAAAUAUUUAGUUGAUAAAGUAAAAGGCAAAAUAAUUGAAAAGAAAAAACAGAAUGCAAUUGAUAUUAAGAAAAAUGAAAUAUCUAAAACUGAAAAACCUAAAGAAGGUGAAAGUUCUUCGGCGACAGAUGUGAACAAUGAAACGAAAACAUACUCAGGUUUUGUAUACGGUGGUUUAUGGUAUAAUUCAUUUUCGGAGGAUUCUUUUCACACUCCAAAAUUUAAGAUAUCUAAUUUUAGGGCUCAUCAAAUAAACAAAGCUUUUUUCCCCCCAACUUAUAAUGAAAGCACAAAAUCAUAUGAAUGUAUUAGUAAAUUAGACUACUCAGAACUUCAAACUAGAGCUAGUCAUACUACUAUCCUUGAACAAGCUUCAGGGUUUGGUGCUAUUGCAACUUUACUUUUUAAUGUGGCAGUUUAUGGUGUAACAUCUCAAUUAAGUCUUAGAAAUACUUGCAUUCUUGACGAUUUGUUAAUUUUCACAUUUUCUCUUGUACCUAUUUUCUCAUGCACUGUUUUAACCCGUUCAAUUUCAUCAUUCUUUUCUCAUGAUAAAGAUAUCAUAGUUGAAGAAAUUAAGAAUUAUGGGUUUAGACUUCGGGAAAGUAAACGCAUUAUAGAACAAUAUAAAUUUGUUUUUUUAGAUGUUGUUACUAAUGAACACGCAACUAGAUUAUUAUGUCAACAAAAUCUUUAUUUAAAAGCUUAUUCAAGGAAAAAUGAAGAGAAUAAAACGGCAUUAAAUUUUAUUAAAAAUUUUCAAAAGCUUUAUCUGAACAAGAUUUUCCUGAGAGAACUUUUUUUUGAGAAGCUUUACUUGGAGAAGAAAUCUGAUCAUUGUCUGAAAAAACUUUUUUCAAGGAAAUUGAAAAGGUCAGAUUUGAAGGAACCAGACAAUUUGAAUGAUUUAUUUUUAGACAUUUUUGAAGAUUGUAUGAAAUCUAAUGAUGAUAACGAAGAUUGUAUGAAAUCUAAUGAUGAUAACGAAGAUUGUAUGAAAUCUAAUGAUGAUAACGAAAAAUUCGAAAAAAAUCUUGAAGAUUGUAUCAUUGAUAUAAAAGAUCAUAAGAUUUAUAAGCGUAUUCUAGGAAAAGAUACUAUAGCUGAAAAACUUAUUGAACAUGCAUGUGUUUACAUGAAUAUUCUUGAAGCGGGAAUAUUUCAAUAUCUCACUUAUUCACAUCGAUCUGCCAAAAAAGAAAAAAUCUACAAAAACGAUAAAUUAGUAGUUAAUUGGGUUAUAAUUCCUGCAUUUUCAGAAAUUAAUGUGAAUGUGUCCGACAAAAUUACUAAAAUGAAUACUGAGGAAGAGUUUCUUGAAGAGAUUCUUGAAGAGAUUCUUAAGAAUAAUGAGAAAGGGAUUCAUGAGAAAAAGAAUAAAGAAGAUGAGAAUAAUGAAGAUGAGAUUCUUAAGAAUUAUGAAGAGGUUACUAGGGAUAUUAAAAAAGAGAUUGAGAGUAUUCUUGAUACUUUUGAGAAAGAGAUUGAGAGGAUUCGUGAGAAAAUUAAAGAAGAUAUUAUUAAAGAAGGAUAUAUUAUUAAUGUAAAAAGUAUUAAAGAAGUUAAAAGAAGAUUUACUGAAUAUAUUGUCUAUAUUAAAUUUAUUGAAAUUAUGCUUAACAUUAAUAGCAAAUUUAAAUAG
Messenger RNA from Dentiscutata heterogama, 1764 nucleotides. Lineage: Eukaryota; Fungi; Glomeromycota; Glomeromycetes; Diversisporales; Gigasporaceae. The record is from the annotation of a GenBank genome assembly.